This is a messenger RNA of Hordeum vulgare subsp. vulgare (domesticated barley), 2292 nucleotides long. Its product is annotated as UDP-glycosyltransferase 88B1-like. The record is from RefSeq and is a predicted model, not a curated record. Gene Ontology annotation, molecular function: UDP-glycosyltransferase activity. The coding region runs from base 626 to 2092 and encodes 488 amino acids. The transcript has a single exon. Lineage: Eukaryota; Viridiplantae; Streptophyta; Magnoliopsida; Poales; Poaceae.
UUAGAAGCAUGUCUUGGUGAAACCGAUUUUUUUUUAGAGAAGUUGAUGCAACCGUCAAAUGAGAUGUAUCGAACAUCUCUUCGUCGGGAAAGAUACGGCGUGCCAGAAAAAUGAACUGACCAGCCAAGGCAAACCAACAGGUCGGAGUUCCAGUCUGCCCGUCGUGUACCUGCAGGUUGUUGGAACCAUCGGGAAGAAGAUACUGAUGAGCCAACGGCUCAACCCCAGCCAGAGGAUGGUGGAACAGCCGCUGCCGACGUCAGUCCAUGCAAACCAAGAUGACGUUCACCUUCAUGAAUUUAGUAACAAAUUUUGUCUGCUAAAGGAGUGAUUGCCUGUGGAUGGUCCACAAACGUGGACGUCCCGACGGCCCGACCUGCCCGUCGUGAGCAACAUUUUCCGGUACCACCGCCAGAGGUGGUGGUGGUUCGACGGCGAUCGAGUGGCGUACGUGCUAGGACCUGGCUAGGAUCCAAUCAUUCGUGAGGAACGCGUGCACCCUCUCUCGUCUUCGGUGUUCACACCCUACCGCUACGUACAAUCUUGUCUUCGGCUUCGAUGCCACCCCCAAUUUGUAGAACCCACAACAGCAGACUGUGACCACGAUAUCGAUACCGUACGUGCAAUGGCGACCGCCAACGUGCUCCUCCUCCCGGAGCCCGGCUCGGGCCACCUCAUGUCGCUCAUCGAAGCCGGCAAGCGGCUGCUCGCUCACGGCGGAGACGAAGCCGAGCUCACCGUCACCGUGCUGAUCAUCCGGCCAGCGACGCCCGAGUCGGCCUCGGAGGUCGACUCCCACGUCAGGCGCGUCGCGGCAUCCGCCUCCGGGCUCGGCAUCCGGUUCCACCGCCUCCCCGCCGUCGACCCGCCCACCGACUGCGCCGGCAACCUGCAGGAGUUCAAGUCCCGCUACAUGCAGCUGCACGCGCCCCACGUCCGGGCCGCCUUGGCGGACCUCGGCGCCGCGGCGCUCGUCCUAGACUUCUUCGCCACCGCCGUCAUCGACGCGGCCCGCGAGCUCGCCGUGCCCACGUACGUCUACUUCACGUCCACGGCCGCGCUGCUCGCGCUCACUCUGCGCCUGCCGGCGCUGGCAGUCGAGGCCGAGGCGUUAGACGACGGCGCGGUGGACGUCCCCGGCAUGCCACCGGUUCCCGCGGGGUCUGUUCCGGGGUUCCUGGGCGACAAGGAGAGCCCGAACUACGCGUGGUUCGUGUACCACGGCCGCCGCUUCAUGGACGCCGACGGCAUCGUCAUUAACACGGUGGACGCGCUCGAGCCAGGACUGCUCGCCGCGAUAGCCGCAGGCCGGUGCGUGCCCGGGCGACGCGCGCCGCCGCUGUACCCGAUCGGUCCAGUGAUCGACCACGCCGUGGAAGCGUCGAACGAGCCCUGCGUCCGGUGGCUGGACGCGCAGCCUCGGGCGUCGGUGGUGUUCCUGUGCUUCGGUAGCCUGGGAUGGUUCGACGCAGCCAAGGCGAACGAGGUGGCCGCGGGGCUGGAGUGCAGCGGGCACCGCUUCCUGUGGACGCUGCGCGGCCCACCCGCCGCCGGCUCGCGGCACCCGACGGACGCCAACCUCGACGAGCUCCUCCCGGCGGGGUUCCUGGAGCGGACGGAGGGGCGGGGCCUGGUGUGGCCGAGGCGAGCACCGCAGAAGGAGAUCCUCGCGCACGCCGCCGUCGGCUGCUUUGUGACGCACUGCGGGUGGAACUCCACGCUGGAGAGCCUGUGGCACGGCGUGCCGUUGGUGCCCUGGCCGCUGUACGCGGAGCAGCACCUGAACGCGUUCGAGCUCGUGUCCGUCGUCGGCGUGGCCGUGGCCAUGGAGGUGGACAGGGCGCGGGACAACUUCGUGGAGGCGGCGGAGCUUGAGCGGGCGGUGCGAUGCGUGAUGGGCGGCGGGCCGGAGGAGGAGGAGGGUAGGUUGGCGAGGGAGAAGGCCGUCAAGAUGAAGGCCGCGUGCAGGCGGGCCGUGGAGGAGGGCGGCUCGUCCUACGAUGCGUUGCACAGGCUGCGCCAUGCGAUUCGCAGCGGUACAACUACAAGGUGCACCGGCGCAGCGUCUCCCAUUUCCGGAGAGAUGUCGUGAUCCGUCGCCGGUCGGGGUUCCACACUUCCACCGAUGGCGCCGUGAGCGUGAAGUCCUUGGAGUCUAUGGCAGAACACCGUGGCAAUUCGUCAUUUCCAUAGGUUCCAAUUCCAUAUAAGAACACAUCGAUGACGCUAGAUCCAUCGAACCUUGUUGGAUCAAUUGUUUGCCCCAAAUAUAUAUAUGUGACAGGUAAUACA